This is a messenger RNA of Anopheles merus, 1881 nucleotides long. Its product is annotated as venom carboxylesterase-6-like. The record is from RefSeq and is a predicted model, not a curated record. Bases 105 to 1799 code for a protein of 564 amino acids. The transcript has 2 exons. NCBI's taxonomy places the organism in Eukaryota, Metazoa, Arthropoda, Insecta, Diptera, Culicidae.
GCAUGAGAUAGUCGCUCGGCAGCUAUUGACGAGUAAAUAGCUGCAACACAUAGAAAACGAACUCUACACCCAGCGCUAAGUAGCGCCAACUUUCUCCAUUACCAAUGGGGACGAGCAGAUUAUUUGCUGCAUUGUGUUUGGCUAUCGUCUCCAUUACUAUCGAUGCAAGUACCACCGCUACGAUAGUGCACCUCAAGAAUGGACCGAUAGCUGGUAAACGGCGUGGAGAUUACUUUGCAUUCGAAGGCAUUCCAUACGCUAAGCCUCCGCUGGGUAAGUUACGGUUCGCCGCCUCGGAGCUGAACGAUGAUCGAUGGACCGAACCACGAAACGCUACCGCGCGAGGACCGGUUUGCCUGCAGUGGAAUCAUCUCAAUCCGGGCGAAAAUAAGCUGGAAGGAACAGAGGAUUGCCUGUUCUUGAACGUGUACACCAGAUCGAAUGACCCAACGGCCCGACUGCCCACGAUCGCGUUCAUACACGGUGGGGCUUUAAUGUUCGGUACGGGCAAUUUUUACGAACCGGAUCACAUCAUGCGUCGGCAUAUGAUUUUGGUCACUUUCAACUACCGUCUGGGGCCGCUCGGGUUUCUUAGCACCGAGGACGAUGUCAUUCCCGGGAACUUUGGACUCAAGGAUCAGGUGAUUGCUUUGCAAUGGAUUAGAGAGAACAUUGAAUCGUUCGGUGGUGAUCCCGAAACGGUUACCAUAGUUGGAUAUUCGGCUGGAUCUGCCAGCGUACAUCUCCAUUACCUGUCUCCACUUUCGCGAGGAUUGUUCACAUCAGGCAUUGGACAUAGCGGAUCCGCCCUUAGCCCUUGGGUAAUGAUGGAGCGAUCAGUAGAGAAAGCCAUUAGAAUUGGUGCAGUGCUUGGUUGUCCCACUCGAAAAACUCAAGCUCUACUGGACUGUCUGAGGAAACAGCCGGCAGAGGACAUCGUACGACAAGUGCCCCAGUUUCUUGACUACCUCUACAAUCCCUUCUCGCCGUUUGGUGCUGUUGUGGAGAAGGAAGGACCACUUAAUCCUCACCCCUUCCUGCAGGAAACGCCUCGAUCUUUAAUGAGCAGCGGAAACAUUGCCAAAGUGCCGCUCAUUCUAUCAGUUACCGAAGCAGAAGGCCUAUACCCAGGCGCAGAGUUUAUUAGCGAUCCCAAAUAUCUCCAAGAGAUUGAUUCCCGAUGGGACGAGCUAGUGCCAAGCAUUCUCGAUUACAAAACGUCAGUACCUGACCCCAAAGCACGUGAUCGUCUAUCGGAAGCGAUUCGAAAGCAUUACUUUGGCCACAACGAACGAUUGUCGUUAGAAAAUUUCAAGACACUGGUACGAAUAAUUUCCAAUCGGCUCUACUUCGCCGGUGUUACAGAGUCAGCAAAGCUCAUGCAUCCCUUCACUAAUGUGUACGUGUAUUACGAUCUGUACAAAAGCAAAUUUGGCGUUGGGGAGGCUUUAUCACAUCGGGACGAACCGGGUCUGCUGGGCGUUGCACAUGGCGAUGAUGUGUUGCUAAUAUUCCCCAGCGUCUUAAGAGAGGAGAUACCAUUCACUGAAGAGGAGAUGCUGGUGGUUGAUCGAUUCGUCACCAUGUACGAACACUUUGCCAAAGGCGAUCAACCACGGUUUGGAGCGUACGAAUUGCCGUUGCAAGAUUCGACCAAUAAGCUGGUGUUUUUGGAGCUUAACUAUCCGCAAAGUAAAACCGUGCGUGCCGAGGGCGUAAGUGAUGAGCCGUACUGGGGAACGCUUGAUUUUAACGACGGUCCUUAUGCAUCACCGGCCCCCACACAUACAGAGCUGUAGAGAUUACUCAUAAGCCAUCGUUCUCUGCGUUCAGUGUAAAAUGCUCCAGAAUAAAAUGUAAUAAAAGUUUAUGGACAAACAA